Oppiella nova is the source of this 858-nucleotide messenger RNA. NCBI's taxonomy places the organism in Eukaryota, Metazoa, Arthropoda, Arachnida, Sarcoptiformes, Oppiidae. The record is from the annotation of a GenBank genome assembly.
AUGCCACACAUAUCCAUACUAUCAUACAAACUUCUGGUGCUCUCGUGGAUCACAGCUCAGCGGCAACUCAUACACGACAGGACAGCCUCGCGUAUGACAUGGAAUAAUACGUACGACUUUAUAGUGGUGGGCGCCGGGGCUGCGGGUGCUGUGGUGGCCAACAAACUCAGUGAAUGCAAGUCAGUGCGGGUGCUAUUGCUUGAGGCAGGAGGUGCUCAAAGUGCCACAUAUAAUGACAUACCCGGGAUGGUUGACUACAUAUACAGGGAUGGUAUUAAUUAUUGGCCCUAUUAUUCUGAGCCCAGCCCUAACUACGGACAAGGAUACCCUGGUGGUCGGGUUAAGGAGCCGAGGGGUAAAACAUUGGGUGGCAGUACAACACAUAAUAAUUUGGUGUUUAAUCGGGGUAAUUCACGUGAUUAUGACGACUGGGCCAACAUAUACGGUGCUGUCGGUUGGAGUUAUAAGGAUUUGUUGCCAGUGUUUAAGGAAUGGGAGAAUAAUACCGAUCCUUAUAUAGUGGCAAAUAAUCCGGGAUAUCACGGGACCAGUGGACCCAUUCAAGUGUCACAACCCAAAAGAUAUAGGGAAACAGAUAUCAAUGGCGCUAAUCAAGUGGGUUAUAUGUUGCCGCAAUCAUAUGUUACGGGACAGGGGUUUAGGGCGGGAAAUGGUAAUACAUUCGUGGACCCGAACCCACACGAAGAGAAUCUGCAUAUCGUUUGCAAAGCAUUGGUCUCAAGAAUACUAUUCAAUGGGUUGACAGCUAUUGGAGUGGAGUUUAUUAGNCUGUCUAUUGAGCCCAUACGACAAGUGCCGGCCGUAUGGAAAGUGGUGGCCGUAUUAUACUUCAAAUAA